Psilocybe cubensis is the source of this 702-nucleotide messenger RNA. RefSeq lists its product as uncharacterized. Bases 1 to 702 code for a protein of 233 amino acids. The record is from RefSeq and is a predicted model, not a curated record. Gene Ontology annotation, molecular function: poly(A)-specific ribonuclease activity; nucleic acid binding. The transcript has 5 exons. Gene Ontology annotation, cellular component: CCR4-NOT complex; CCR4-NOT core complex; P-body. NCBI's taxonomy places the organism in Eukaryota, Fungi, Basidiomycota, Agaricomycetes, Agaricales, Agrocybaceae.
AUGAGGGCGGAGUCGAGGUCGAGGGAUAAGGAAAAGGAAAAGGAGAGGGAGAGGUCGAAGGAACAAGGGAAGGAGAGGGAGCGCACGCUCACGCGCGCUGAGGCGGCCCGCGAUACUCUGCGUGUACCUCUAUCUGGUUGGGUGUCCGCGCCACCCACCAAACUUGUCCUCUACCUUUUGUCCUCCCUCACGGGAAUACGCGAUGUAUGGGCACCUAAUCUAGAGGCGGAAAUGAGAGUCAUCCGCGAUCUGAUAGAACAUUUCCCGUAUGUCGCAAUGGACACCGAAUUUCUGGGAGUCGUCGCUCGUCAAAUAGGAAACUUUAAGACUUCCUCGGACUACCAUUAUCAAACUAUGCGGUGUAAUGUUGACCUGCUCAAGAUCAUUCAAGUUGGGAUCACGCUGGCGAACGAGGACGGGGAGUUUCCACAGGAAAUCUCAACAUGGCAUGAUGAUAUGUUCACGCCUGACUCUGUGGAACAAUUGCAAAAAGCUGGUAUUGAUUUCGGACGCCAUGAGGAGUUUGGGAUCCUUCCCAAUGAUUUCGCCGAACUUAUGAUUACGUCGGGCAUGGUGCUAUCGCACGAUACAAAAUGGAUAUCUUUCCGCAGCGGCUAUGAUUUUGGAUAUUUCGUGAAAGUUUUGACAGCGGAAUCUCUACCGACAAACGAAGAUGCCUUCUUUUUACUUCUCAAAAUAUGA